Neodiprion fabricii is the source of this 2200-nucleotide messenger RNA. RefSeq names its product ADAMTS-like protein 4. Gene Ontology annotation, biological process: extracellular matrix organization. The record is from RefSeq and is a predicted model, not a curated record. NCBI's taxonomy places the organism in Eukaryota, Metazoa, Arthropoda, Insecta, Hymenoptera, Diprionidae. Gene Ontology annotation, cellular component: extracellular matrix. Gene Ontology annotation, molecular function: metalloendopeptidase activity. The coding region runs from base 298 to 2187 and encodes 629 amino acids. The transcript has 13 exons.
AAAAAAAACACACACACACUGUAUAAAUGCGGUGUGUUAUAAACGCGCGACAUUCCGACUGUAUUAUAUAAUAUAAUAUAGGGACAUAUAAUAUAUCCGUGGUGAAGUUGAAGAAGAAACAGUGAGAAAGUUUUGUGAAACAGACAUGCGAGUCAAGAUUGCAAUACGUUGAUCGAGAGUGAAAUAAUUUUGAGACCGAAUUACGGGAGGUUGAAGUUUUUUUAUUGUUUUUUUUUUUUUUUUCAUUUUUUUUUUAUACUCAACUUUGUUCAAUAUUUAUAUUCUUGUCAUCUUCCGAUGGGAAAAGAAUUCAGGAUGCAGCGGUCGUCGGUUUUCAAUUCUCUGAUCAUCUCGGUACUUUUUAUUAUUCAUUUUGCAAGCGGUCGUCUGAUCGAUGGAAUAUUCACAGAGCCUACGUUGAAGCCUGGAUAUAAUUUGGUCACUUCUGUGCCGCGGGGUGCAAAAGCAUUGAAUGUCACGCAGCUGGGUAACACAAGUAAUAUUUUGGCCGUUACACGAAAAGAUCGCAAUUUCAUUCUCAACGGCAAUUACAACGCCUUUGCGAAUUCCGGUUCAUUCGUAGACUUGGGAACCACGUUCGUUUACACUCGGCAUGAUUCGCAUAAUCCGGAAAGCCUAGCCGCCGAAGGACCUCUUCAAGAGCCGAUCGAUAUACUGGUUUUCUAUAAAGAGCCAAAUCCGGGUAUUGUCUACCGGUAUUUGACCUCCGGCCAACAGCCGACAGCUUCACGUUGGACUACGAAAUUUGCGGCAGCGACGAGCAAGACUUCGAACAUAUUUCCACCUGGUAGAUACACCGCGAGAAGAAGAGAUACUUUGCCUGUGAAAAAUCGUAUAGCAGACGACGAGGCUCAGCCUUUGUCAGUCGUUGUGCCACAAAGACGGUUACGAAGGCGUAGAUUUGUGUGGAAAAAUCACGGCCUCACCGAAUGCAGCAGGUCUUGUGGCGGAGGCAUUCAGACGACUAAGUUUGUCUGCAUUCGUGAACAGUCGCAGCAGCAAGUUCCCGACAAGAGGUGUCAUCAUUUGGAAAAACCGGUCGGACAAACGGUCAGAUGCAACACUCGACUCUGUCCUGCGAAAUGGCGGGCAGGGGUGUGGAGCGAUUGUUCAGUAAGUUGUGGCACCGGAUAUCGCACUCGCGAAAUGGAAUGCGUCCAGGAAGUGACUUCGGCGUUGACGAUGAGAGUUGCCGACGGUGCUUGCAUCGAGCCGAGUCUCCUGCCAUUGAGAGAGGGCUGCGUUAUGCGACCGUGCGACGAUCCGCUCAUCGAUAAAUCCCAAGACGUAAACGUAUUCGAGGAAAAUGCUCGUCCCUCCCAAUGGAACGCCGAGCCUUGGUCUGAGUGCUCCGCGACUUGCGGUCCUGGGAGAAGAACGAGGAUUGUUUCCUGCAUAACAACGACCGGGCGACCCUGUUCCCUCGAUGAAAAACCGCCGUACGAAGAGUCCUGCAAUUUGGGAAAUUGCAGCCCGAAACUUGCACCACCUGUUGAUCCGACGCUGCACUCGAAUUCGAUUUCCACAUUUACUUCGGGCAGUAGGUGGCUCUUCACUGAAUGGUCUCGGCAGUGUUCGGCCGACUGCGGUACCGGAGUUCAAUGGCGUCGAGUCGUGUGCGGAUCAUCGUCGCCGGAAACUUGCGACGAGUCGACAAAACCGAAAACAACCCAAGAAUGCACAACGGACGAUAGCUGCAGCGGUCACUGGUUUUCCGGUCCAUGGACACGGUGUUCGGCAGCGUGCGAAAUCGGUGAACAGACCAGAGAAGUGAUUUGCGUUGCUAAAAUUCGGGGCAUUCUUCACGUUGCUCUCGACAUGAAUUGUCCCGUUGAAAAACCGGACGCUAAAAGACACUGCAGGGGCCCCCCAUGCCCACCCGCUUGGUUUGCAUCCGACUGGUCGGAAUGUACCCGGACUUGUGGUAGAGGAAUGCAACAGCGUGUGGUAAAAUGUUUGGAAAGCGACGGCCGGCCGGCGCAACCAGGAAGAGAAUGUCCGGAAGCAGAUCGUCCGGUUUCAAGAUUGAUCUGCAACGAGCAUCCGUGCAGAAAUUCGGACGACAAUUACGGGGCAGAAAACGUUAAUCGCGUUGUCCAGAUCCAGAAUGAUCCGGAAAUAUCAAACAGUGAGCGAUGGGGGAUGAAUUUUUUAUUACAAGCAUGAAAUUAACGAGCUG